AUGACGGGGCCACCUGCUGAAUCUACCGACUCUAGACAGCCUGCGGAAACUCCGGGGAGAACCGCACGUCUGGUCUUUCCUGGUGAACCUGGACAUGUUGAUCUGCACCCUCCGGAAUCCGAUCCUGAAGAGGAGGAAGACGAGGAGGAGUAUGAGAUUGUAGAGGGAGACCCGCUAGCGGACUUCCCCGACGAUACGGAGGAACUGGAUCUGAUUCACUCGCGCAUAUCUUCCUUGGAACCUCUCCGCCUGGAACGCUUUGGACCAUCUUUGCGUAGACUAUGCUUGCGGCAGAACUUUAUCUCUUUCUUGCACCCCGAUACAUUCCAUCUUUUGAACAAGCUCGAGGAGCUUGACUUCUACGAUAACAAGAUCAAGACCAUUGGGGCGGCGCUCACAGAGAUGCCAGAGCUAGCAACGCUCGAUCUGUCAUUCAACUUGCUCAAAGCCGUACCUGAUAACUUAGACCGUUUGCCCUCAUUGAAGACUGUCUACUUCGUCCAAAAUCGCAUCACAAAGAUCUCAAAUCUGGACGGUGUGGGCGCAACAUUGAGGAGUCUGGAGCUCGGUGGUAACAGGAUACGUAAAAUAGAAGGCCUAGACGCGCUUGUGAACUUGGAAGAGCUCUGGUUGGGCAAGAACAAGAUCACGAAGCUCGAGAAUCUGGGCUCACUCAAGCGCCUAAAGAUUCUCGCGCUACAGUCAAAUAGGCUCACGAAGCUUGAAGGCUUGGAAGAGCUAGAGAACUUGGAAGAGCUUUACCUCGAUCAUAACGGUAUUGAGAGACUUGAAGGCGUCGAGCACAAUACUAAGCUCACAACGCUUGACCUCGGUAAUAACUUUGUGCCGAAGAUAGAGAAUGUAGCGCAUCUAUCCGAGCUCACAGAGCUUUGGAUAAACAACAAUAAGAUAGACACACUCGCUGACCUGGAGCCAGAACUUGGCUCGCUCGAAUCCCUCGAGACGAUAUAUUUGGAGGGAAACCCUGUUCAAAAGACCGAAGGCGCAGCUUAUCGACGCAAGGUUCAACUGGCCCUGCCUCGAUUGACACAGAUAGACGCCACUAUGACCAGGCAAACAGUGGGAUGA
This is a messenger RNA of Peniophora sp. CBMAI 1063, 1089 nucleotides long. Lineage: Eukaryota; Fungi; Basidiomycota; Agaricomycetes; Russulales; Peniophoraceae. The record is from the annotation of a GenBank genome assembly.